CGGCGCGGCGCUUCCUUUGUGUGCGGGGCCCAGUCGCCGGCUGCGAGGAGGAAGAGGAGGGGAAGGCGCGGCCGCCAUUUUGUGCGCUCCCUCUUCCCCACCCCCUUCUCCCCGUCGCCGGUGAAGGUAGGCCUAGCGCCUCUGGGGGCCGAAGCGGAGGGCGAGGGCGGCGGCGAGGUGUCGCCAUGGAGAGCUCGCAGCUGUGCAAGCUGUUCAUCGGCGGCCUGAACGUGCAGACGACGGAGGCGGGCCUGCGGGAGUACUUCGAGGCCUACGGGACGCUGACGGACUGCGUGGUGGUGCUCAAUCCGCAGACCAAGCGCUCCCGCUGCUUCGGCUUCGUCACCUACUCGGCGGUGGAGGAGGCCGACGCCGCCAUGGCCGCUUCGCCGCACGCGGUGGACGGCAACGCGGUGGAGCUGAAGCGCGCCGUCUCCCGCGAGGACUCGGCGCGGCCGGGCGCCCACGCCAAGGUGAAGAAGCUCUUCGUGGGCGGCCUCAAGGGGGACCUGGCCGAGAGCGACCUGGUCCAGCACUUCAGCCAGUUCGGCCCCGUCGAGAAGGCCGAGAUCAUCGCCAACAAGCAGAGCGGCAAGAAGCGCGGCUUCGGCUUCGUCUACUUCCAGAGCCACGACGCCGCCGAUAAGGCCGCCGUGGUCAAGUUCCACCCCAUCCAGGGACACCGUGUCGAAGUCAAGAAGGCUGUGCCCAAGGAGGACAUCCAGGGCGGGAGUGGCGGAGGAGGCCCGGCGCGGUCGGGAUGGGGUGGGCGGGGCAGAGGAAGGGGCGGCGGAGGCAACCGGGACCACAACGGCCUCUCCAAAGGUGGUGGUGGCGGCGGCGGCGGAUAUAACAGCUAUGGAGGCUAUGGUGGAGGAGGUGGAGGCGGCUAUGGAUCAUAUGGAUCCUACGGCGGAGGGGGUGAUUAUGGCAACGGCUAUGGCGGCUUUGGAAGCUACAGCCAGCACCAGUCUUCUUAUGGCCCAAUGAAAGGCGGAGGGGGAGGAGGAGGUGGCGGCUGGGGCCCGCGAAGUAACAGUGGACCCUACCGAGGAGGUGGAGGCGGCGGUGGGUAUGGCGGAGGAGGAGGAGGCGGAUACGGCGGCUCUUUCUAAGCGGGAAUUUCCCUUCUACCGUUGUGAGGGGGAUGUCAUGUUUGGUUUGCAUGGAGUCUGCCCUCCGUUUGUCCCAGUUUUUUCAGCCCGUUCCCCGCCCUCUUCGCCUCAGGCACCUCCACGACCGUGUCUCCUUCGAGGCGCCCCUCCCUCUGCUGCGAAGAAGAAUGAACUGGGCCUGCCCCUCACACGACGGUUUUCGUUUCUCAAGUCAUUGAUGGACUCUAUUUUUUUAUUGCUUGGACAUUAGUAGUUUUUUAUACUAGGAAUACAAGAUACUGUUUUAAUUUGGAUUUAUUUCAGGGGGCGGGAGGGAGGGGGAAAGUUUGUGCUGGUUCUGGAGUCAAAUUUGGGUGGGAAUUCGGGGGGGUGGGUGGACGGGGGAAUUACCUUUUUAAGGACUUGGAUACCGACACCGUUUUUUUUCUACAGAAUUACACUUUGAUUCCAUGACUGUAAAAGGGGGGAGAUCGUUUUUACAUUUUUAUUUUUUAAAUAAAUCAUUGUGUUCAUUGAC
Messenger RNA from Anolis carolinensis (green anole), 1632 nucleotides. RefSeq names its product heterogeneous nuclear ribonucleoprotein A0 (gene hnrnpa0). Bases 186 to 1115 code for a protein of 309 amino acids. Gene Ontology annotation, cellular component: catalytic step 2 spliceosome. The transcript has 2 exons. Gene Ontology annotation, biological process: mRNA splicing, via spliceosome. NCBI's taxonomy places the organism in Eukaryota, Metazoa, Chordata, Lepidosauria, Squamata, Anolidae. The record is from RefSeq and is a predicted model, not a curated record. Gene Ontology annotation, molecular function: mRNA 3'-UTR binding.